Molecule: messenger RNA, 861 nt
Organism: Rotaria socialis
Lineage: Eukaryota; Metazoa; Rotifera; Eurotatoria; Philodinida; Philodinidae
Source: the annotation of a GenBank genome assembly
AUGAUUGAAAAUACUAACAAAUCAAAUUCACAAAUUGUACGUGUUUGUACAUUUAAUUUACGUCGUGGUGAUCUCGAUACUGGCACGCCAAAUGAAUGGGACAAAAGACGACCCAUCGCCAAGAUAUGUAUCGAACACAUACAACCAACUCUUAUUGCAACACAAGAGGGUUACCCGGCACAGCUUAAAGAUGUUCUUGAUGAUUUGAACGAAUCUUCAAAAUCUUGGUCAUGGGUAGGCGAAGAAAUUGAAGAUUGGCAUACAAUCAAUGCUAUAUUCUAUCGUCACGAUCUAUUUUCACUUGUUGCAACGAAAACCUUUUGGUUCAAUGAUCAUCCACUAACUAUUGGGGCUGCAUGGGGUGCAAAACAUUCACGUGGUUGUACUUGUGCUCAUUUUGAACAUCUAACAACAAAAGCGUCAUUUAUUAUCUAUAAUGCUCAUCUUGAUUUCCCGUCUCAACAAGCUCGUUGUCACUCGAUACCUAUUCUUCUAUCACAAAUAAAAGAAAAUAAUGAUCAUAUUGAUAAUGUUAUUGUCACUGGAAAUUUUAAUAAUUGGCCAGAGGAAGUCGAAGGUGAAACACCUGCUGAUGAGCUGACUCUAUUGGGACAAAAAGCAUCUGAAAUUGAACAGAUGAAAGAAGCCGGCUUUGUUGAUACAGAUCAAUAUGGUGUAACAUCAACAUAUAACGGAUUUCGAAAAGCUGGUUAUGGUCCCAAGAUUGAUUUUAUUUGGAUAUCAUCGAAUAGUGUUUAUCGUGUCGAAGGUGAAACCAAAGUUGAUGAUUAUCAUGAUGAAAAUGGAUUUUUUCCAUCGGACCAUUUUCCUGUUUAUGCAGAUUUAGUUUAUGCAGCAUAG